CGACAUAAUACGAGGCCCCCGCUCUCAGCUUUUUGUGCUGCAGGAGAGGCUCCGCGUCGUGAAGCCACAUAUUGACAUAUUCCCCGUGGCACGCUGUCACAGCCCACAUCUCUGACGGCUGAAUUGGGAUUUGCACACUGUCGCCGAUCGCUCAAUUUUGUAGCUCCUACGAUCAGCAUCAUGGCUGCCGAGCAACACAGGUCGGCAUACUCCAAGGAGCAGAUGGCGAGAUACUUGGACCGUCUCAAAUUGCCCCAUGGGGAGCGACACUUUGAUGUCGCGGCAUUCAACCCCAAUGAUGCGCUUGCCUACCUUGCCCUGUUGCAGAAACACCAUCUCGCUGAGAUACCCUUUGAGAAUCUAACCCUACACUACUCAGUACAUCGGCAAGUCUCCCUCCACCCCGAAGAGCUGUUCAAGAAGAUCAUUGGGGACAACAAUGGCCGUGGGGGCUAUUGUAUGGAGAACAACGGCCUAUUUGGGACUCUGCUCCACUCGCUUGGCUUCAACGUCUACUCGGCAGGCGCUCGCGUUUUCGACCAUGGGCAGUGGACUGGUUGGAGUCACAUGGUCAACUUCGUUAAGAUUGGCGGAACCAAAUAUCACGUAGACGUAGGCUUUGGAGCCGAGGGCCCAGUCGUGCCAAUGCCGCUGGAUCGCUCGGGCGCGAUACAGCAGCACAUUAGCCCAGCCACGACACGGCUUCAAUAUCGCAACAUUCCUGGCACCACCGAUCCUGAUCAGCGUUUCUGGGUCUAUGAGUACCGAAGAAACGGCGCCAGUGACUGGGAGAUCAAGUACUCGUAUACCGAGCUGGAGUUCUUCCCACAAGACUAUGCCGUCAUGAACUAUUUCACGAGCACCACCCAACGGACUUUCUUCACGCGAAUCGUCGUAGUGGAGAAGAAGAUACUGGGACGUGACGGGGACAUGGCUGGGAAUCUGAUAUUGAUGGGAAAUAGUCUAAAGCGGAGGAUACACUGGGAGAAGGAGAAGGAGGUCGAGUUUCAUAGCGAAGCAGAGAGGCUGGACGCUCUACAAAAGUACUUCAAUAUCAGCUUCGGGGCGGCCGAGCGGGAUGGCAUUCGUGGGCUUCCAUCAGAGAUCAAGUAGCUUUCCAGACUGAACAAGAGAAGUUUGGCAUUCUCGAUUUGGAUGUGUAUCAUUUGUUAUGGAAUCUAGUGUUCUUCUGUCGCUCGCACCCGGCUUAUAGGAAUCGCUGCUCGCACCUCCAUGGGUUGUUUAGCUCAAAUCCGGCGGGGGCUAUCGGCUUGUCUGUCUGUCCUCGCGCAAAGCCCGUCAAUCGUCGGUCGCGUUCCAUCACCUAUCCCAUUGGUCGAUUCCUCGUC
Messenger RNA from Cucurbitaria berberidis CBS 394.84, 1349 nucleotides. Its product is annotated as arylamine N-acetyltransferase 1. Gene Ontology annotation, molecular function: acetyltransferase activity. Lineage: Eukaryota; Fungi; Ascomycota; Dothideomycetes; Pleosporales; Cucurbitariaceae. The transcript is spliced from 3 exons. Bases 181 to 1113 code for a protein of 310 amino acids. The record is from RefSeq and is a predicted model, not a curated record.